UGUAAGACUCAUACUAUAACCUUUGUACAUAGUAGAAUAAAUACAACAUGUCAGCCGAUCAUACUAGAGAUCCAUGUCCUAUUGUCAUUUUAAAUGAUUUUGGUGGUGCAUUUGCCAUGGGAGCCAUUGGUGGGUGUGUAUGGCAUGGUAUUAAAGGGUUUAGAAAUUCCCCAUAUGGAGAAAGAAGUUACGGUGCCCUCAGUGCCAUCAAAGCUAGAGCACCAGUAGUUGGUGGUAACUUCGGUGUUUGGGGUGGGUUGUUCUCUACGUUUGAUUGUGCCGUUAAAGCUGUGAGAAAGAGAGAAGAUCCUUGGAAUGCCGUCAUCGCCGGGUUUUUUGUUGGGGGUGCUUUGGCCAUUAGAGGUGGUUGGAAACAUACUAGAAAUUCUGCCAUUACUUGUGCUUGUUUAUUGGGUGUUUUCGAAGGUGUGGGUAUGAUGAUGCAAAGAUUACAAGCCCAACCAACCAUGGCUCCACAAUACCCUGAAGAACCUGUUCAAUUAGCAGCUUAAAUGAAACCUUCUUGUACAUAACUAUCACAUGACAUCAAUUUCACCCAGACCACUACCACACAACAUUGAAAUCGAAUUGAUAAAAAAUUUUGGUAGUGGGAAACAAACGAAACCCACCAGCCCAAAAAACUUAUAGAAAAAAAGACCAUAAUUAAACGGAAAUGUUACCAUGAGUAAAUUGCAACCGCUAAGAUUUCUAAUCCUGGUCUAUUAGGUAUUUGUUAUUUUCUUUCUUCUUUUUGCUUCUUGUACAUUAUUUAAAUAUACGCAUAGUUUACAAAUUUUAAUAGCGGAUUUACGUAAGGAGUCAUUUUCGGUUAUACUUAACCCAUUUUACGUCAUAUAACAAUUGUAAAACUGUUGCUGUAGUCUCGCUGGCGUUUAACUCACAAUUUAACUUGCUGUUGACAGUAGUAACUGCUGGUUGCUAUUAUGUAGUAAAACACCUCAAAUAUGUAACUCCCUCUACGUCAAUAGCAAGUUGCCACCUAGUGCUUGUGUGUGUGUGUGUGAUUUUCCCUCCCGUAGUUUAAAUUGAGGAGAAACC
This is a messenger RNA of Spathaspora passalidarum NRRL Y-27907, 1059 nucleotides long. It is a transcript of the gene TIM17, whose product is annotated as protein transporter. Gene Ontology annotation, cellular component: mitochondrial inner membrane; TIM23 mitochondrial import inner membrane translocase complex. NCBI's taxonomy places the organism in Eukaryota, Fungi, Ascomycota, Pichiomycetes, Serinales, Debaryomycetaceae. The transcript has a single exon. The coding region runs from base 48 to 512 and encodes 154 amino acids. Gene Ontology annotation, biological process: protein import into mitochondrial matrix. The record is from RefSeq and is a predicted model, not a curated record. Gene Ontology annotation, molecular function: transmembrane protein transporter activity.